This is a messenger RNA of Diversispora eburnea, 310 nucleotides long. Lineage: Eukaryota; Fungi; Glomeromycota; Glomeromycetes; Diversisporales; Diversisporaceae. The record is from the annotation of a GenBank genome assembly.
AUGUGUGAUUCUGAAUUUACUUACAUGGACAUAGAUUUUGAAGAAUGUAGUACUUCAGAAGAAAAUGGAGAAGACUCUUUCAUUGUUAACGAAACUAUUCUUGCAAAUGUCUGGCUUUUAUUAAAUGAAGAAGAAAAUGAAGAUUAUGACUAUGGUGAUAAUUAUAAAGAUAAUGAUGAAAAUAAUGAUGAAAAUAAUUGUAGUGAAAAUGAUGAAGAUAUAUACAUAAAAAUAGAAGAUACCUCUGUUAAAAGUUCAGAUUUAACAUCAUGUGUUAUUUUAGAUAUUAUUGACAAUGAAAUAAAAUAUU